AUGACGUAUGGUGAUUUUGGGAACUCGUAUCAGAUGUUCCCAUCAUAUUUGUAUAUGCUGAGAAUGAGUAAUCCCGGCACAUUAUACGACCUUGAGAUGAAGGAUGAUGGCAAGUUCCAUCAUAUGUUUGUUGCACUUGGACAGAGCGUGGCUGCCUUUGAGAAGGGUUACUUGAGGCCGGUCAUCAUCGUAGACGGGACCCAUCUGAAGGGAAGAAACGGCGGCAUUUUGUUCGUCGCUGUUACAAAGGAUGAGAACGAAGCAAUAUUUUCUCUCGCACCAGAUGAUCUCUUGAUUGUGUCUAAUCAGCACAAGAGCAUCAGAAAUGUUGUGGAGUGUGUCUACCCGAACGUCCCUCACGGGUUGUGCUAUUACCAUUUGCAGAAGAAUCUCGCGCAUUAUGGGUUGCAUGUAGCUGCAGUCUUCAAAGCAACGACAUAUUCCUAUCGAUCAGACGAUUUUCAAAGGAAUUUUUCCGCGCUUCAAAUACUGAAAGUCAACGCGCACACACGCCUCGACACUAUUGGUGUGGAGAGAUGGGCCAGGUCCAAGUGCCCUGUACGACGCACGAGCUUCACGACGUCGAAUGCUAUCGAGACGAUGAACAGUAGACUGUUGUGGGCACGACAACUCCUCCCGAUUGCUUCAUUGAUCGAAUCCUAUCGAGCCAUUAUGGAGAAAUGGUUCGAUAGACAACGCCUCUCGGCUGCAUCGAGGUCACAUGAGUUGACUGAGGUAGUAGAGGGAAAGUUACAUGUGCUGUCGAAGCGGGUCGGCAAUUGGAUGUUCGAGGGACGACGACGCACAUGUUUAGUGUUGAAGAUGAUCAUGCAUUCUACAUUGUCGAUCUCGAGAAUCGAACUUGUAGUUGUGCUCAGUUCAACUUGGAUGACAUUCCGUGUCGUCAUGCUUGUGCCGCUAUUAGGAUUGCAAGUCACGGAUUUUAUUGGAAGAUAUUUCAAACAAUCCGUGUUGUUGGCCACAUAUAUGGAGCGUAUUGUUCCCGUUCCACAUCCUACGUAUUGGAAUGUGCCCGAUGAGAUAUCAGCCUAUGUUGUGAAACCCCCGGAUAUCACGGUCCAUGCGGGACGACCGAAGUUGAGUAGAGCUCGUUCAAUAGUUGAGGGUCCUCCUAAGUCUCGACCUCAAGUAUGCUCACGUUGCAAGGGUGGAGGUCACAAUGCCCGGAGAUGCACAGUGCAAUUACUUGCAUUGGACUUGAACGUGCCGGUGGAGGGUGUCGAGCAACCCGAUGCACGAAGGCGUCGAAAGAAGAAAUGUGGUGUUUCUGUCCUCUGUACACGGUUAGACCCUAAUCGUGUAUUGAUUGGGACCAACCGUGUACGCAACCAUGUACCGAUGAACUCGCAGCCGUGA
Messenger RNA from Salvia miltiorrhiza (redroot sage), 1377 nucleotides. RefSeq lists its product as uncharacterized. Bases 1 to 1377 code for a protein of 458 amino acids. The transcript has 4 exons. Lineage: Eukaryota; Viridiplantae; Streptophyta; Magnoliopsida; Lamiales; Lamiaceae. The record is from RefSeq and is a predicted model, not a curated record.